This is a messenger RNA of Triplophysa rosa, 1475 nucleotides long. RefSeq names its product solute carrier family 7 member 6 opposite strand (gene slc7a6os). Gene Ontology annotation, biological process: developmental process. The record is from RefSeq and is a predicted model, not a curated record. The transcript is spliced from 5 exons. Lineage: Eukaryota; Metazoa; Chordata; Actinopteri; Cypriniformes; Nemacheilidae. Bases 150 to 1121 code for a protein of 323 amino acids.
CGCCAAAGGAGAAAAAACGAGUGAAAAGGAAGGAAGGAAGAAAGAAAGGCUACAGCGCAUGUUGUUGUUUUCACUCGUCGGCUGCAGCAUUUGUUUGUUUGUCAUCUAAAUUCUUUUUCUGGGGACCCAGCGGGCGUUUCUCUGGUGACAUGGACCCGAGCACGACCAUUCUGCGGGUGAAGAGGAAGAGAGGUACUGACCCGGCGGACGCGCUGCUGCUGGCCUGUAAGCGGAUCCGUCCGGAGGCCGCGGCGGCUCAUCCCAGCGACGAGACAGAACCAGAACCGCAGGAGCCCAAUAUAGAGAACUCGGUCUUCAAACUAGUGGCUACUGUGGCUUCGCAGGAUGCUCCAGUACAGACACAUGUCCGUGAGGCUCUGGCACGCCCACGGCUGGCCCAUCAUGCUUUGCGCCCAUCUCAGGGAAGCGCUCAAAGGAUCAUCGGUGAUCUGCGCAGUGUCAAAUGGAGCACCAGGCGAGAGGAACGGUACCGGAUCCUUUCCAGUCACCGGGCUGGACUGCCACCAGAACCUGCUCCUGUCAGAGAGGAGAACGAUGAGAGCCAGACAGAGAACCAUGACAGCCAGCCUUUGGGAGAAGUUCAAGUGUUUGAUAUUGUGCAUGAGGAUGAUGACAGGAAGAUGCCUGGCAAGAAUGUUGUGUCUGACCCAGAGACAAUCCUAUGUAACUCUGUGAAGAUGAUUCGUGAGAAACUCAGCGUUUCGGGAGAUAGGCUCGGCACUGAACAUCGUGAGAAAGAGGAUGAUUAUGUGUAUGACUUGUACUACCAGGAAACAGUCACACCAGGGUGGAUACAAGACAUUCUGUCUGUCAGACCUUACACACAAGAGGGCGAGCUGGUACCUGAUGUAGUGGCCUGCGAGGAAGAGGUGUAUGAAGAUGAGGAUGAUGAGAACACUGAAACCAACUGGAGAAACGAUUACCCAGAUGAGAGCAGUGAGGAUAACAGUGAUGCUGAGGAGCGUUAUGGAGGUUGCUGGAGCGAAGAGCACUCUUACAGCAGGAGGAGCUGGGAACGCUACAGGCAGGACAUCAUGGAGGAGUUAGAGAACGAUAACCGUGAGGAUGACGACGAGGAGCGAGAGUAUGAUUCUGACUGAGAGCCUCAGUGUGUUCAUGAGCAUGAGAGGGGCCAUUUUUACUGACGUGUGUGGAGUGAAGCAGUAUGUUCUUUUGUCAAAAGUGAAUGUAUGUGGUAGCACAUGUGCGUGUUUUUGUUUGGGUGGCUUGAAUUGCGUGUUAGCGAGGAGAGUGAUUUAAUAUUUGCUAUAGUUGCGAUUGUUUGAUGUGAAGAUAGUAUGGAGAGAAAAUGGUGUGAUAUUUUGAGUUUGUGUAAGUGUGGGGUGCUUUGUGUUGUCAGUUAUGUGUGUAGUGUUUAUACGUUCCCCAUAUUCAAGGGGUGAAAAAGAAAAAAUACCUGUAAAUAUGUAGAUGUGUAUAAAAAAUAAAGACUU